AUGGCAGCACCGAUGCCGACGUACUCUGCCGUCGUCGCGCACGCCUCCGCGUUCCUCGGCGAGCUCAUCGCCGACCCGCUCCUCAGGCGCCACCUCCUCUCCGCCGCGGCCGCCGCGGACGGCGGCGGUGGGCAGCACACGGCCGCCACGCUCCAGGCGCUCUCCCUCAUUUCGGACGCGCUCGACACGGCCCCGUCCGCCUCGCCGUCGCCGUCGUCGCUCCGCGCAGCCGAGCGCCUCCUGCUCUCUCUCCCCGCGGCCACGCCGCUCUCCUGCCUCCUCUCCGCGAUCGCGUCCGCCGCGCGGCGCCGCGGCGGCGCGCCCUCCGCCGCGUCCGCCGUGCUCGACCUCUUCGUCCUCGACCCGGCGCUCGCGCGCCACGAGCUCGCGCCCGCGGCCUUCGAGGCGCUCUUCGCGCCGCGCCUCCUCCCCGUCAUGCGCCACUUCGCCACGCGCCGCGCGUCGGCCGCGGCCGCCGUGGCCUCCGCGGCGCAGUUCCGCGAGGACAGCAGGUCCGACGAGACGGCCGCGCUGUCGGCGAUGAGGGUGCUGUCGCUCAUGAGCGGCGCCCAGGCGCAGGAGAUGAGGGGCCUGGAGCGCGAGUACGAGAUGGUGCUCGACGUCAACUGCAAGGCCUACGCGCUCUACCUAAAGAAGAUCCUCGAAGCCGGAGAGACGGAAAGGCUGCCGCCGCCACCUCCUCCUCCGGAGCUUGUUUUCACAGUCGGAGACGGCGACAUGAGCGCCGGCGACGAGGAAGCCUCGACGGACGCCGAUGAUGGGGCUCUCAGCUUCGUGCGGGACAAUCCGAUGUGGGCGGAGGCGGAGGGCGACCUGUACCCGCGGCAGGGGAGCAUCAAGGGACGGAGGGAACUGAUGAGGCCGCCGAGCCUGUACCCGCAGCGCGUGUCGCCGCACCUCAUAGUGCAGCAGCAAAGGCAGUCACCGCAGGUCGGAAGAUCGGGAAGAUGGAGCCCAGCGCCUAGACUCCGAGAAGAGCCCUCGCCGGCCACGCCUUCGGAUGACAGCACGGAGGAUUCUUCCAUCGAGCUCUACACCGGCAAACAGGAAAAGCACGCGGCGUCGCCUCUGUCCAAGCCACGUAAAGCGCAGCCACGCGAUGACGACGGCGCCGGCUGGGCCCGUUCUUCUCCGGAGCCAUCGAGCUCCCCGAUGGGCGGCUACGCCGACCUGGCGCGGCAGCAGCAGCAGCAGCAGGCGGCGUCGACGCCCAAGGACUUCGUGUGCCCGAUCACCAGCCAGGUGUUCGACGACCCCGUCACCCUCGAGACCGGCCAGACCUACGAGCGCCGCGCCAUCCAGGAGUGGCUCGACCGCGGCAACGCCACCUGCCCCAUCACCCGCCAGCACCUCAACGUCGGCAGCCUCCCCAAGACCAACUACGUCCUCAAGCGCCUCAUCGCCGGCUGGCUCGAGCAGAACCCGCCCGCCACGCCGGCGCCGCCCAUCACGCCCAUUACUCCCGCCACGCCCGCGCUGCCGGUGGCGAGGACGCCUUCCGCGAGGAUGGAGGCCCCGCCGCCACUUCCCUUCAAGAUCAACUCGCCGUCCCCGGACAACACCGGCAGCCAGGCGAGCGCGCCCUCGCCGACCAGCGUCAUCGUGCAGGCCUCCGUGGACAGCGCCAUCGGCGAGCUCCGCGCCGCGGUGUCCUGCCUCUGCACGUCCGAGGAGCUGGCCGAGUCGGAGAAGUCCGUGCUCAGGAUCGAGCGGCUCUGGCGCGAGGCCGGCGCCGCGGAGCACGCGUUCUUCUCCGCGCUGGCCAAGCCCGCCGUCAUCAACGGCUUCGUCGAGAUCCUCUUCAACUCCGUCAGCGCGCAGGUGCUGCAGGUGGCCGUCUUCCUCCUCGCCGAGCUCGCCUCCCGCGACGACGGCGUCGUGCAGACGCUGACACGGGUGGACACCGACGUCGACUGCCUCGUCGCGCUCUUCAAGAAAGGGCUCGUCGAGGCUGUCGUGCUCAUCUACCUUCUCAGUCCUUCCGUGGAGCAGCUCGUCGAGAUGGACAUGGCCGAGGCGCUGGUGGCCGCCAUCCGGCGAGUCGAGGAGGCAGACGCGCUGAACAUGUGCGUCAAGCCCAAGGCCGCGUCGGUGAUCCUCCUCAGCCAGAUUCUCUCCGAAGCAGGCGUCGGCAUUGGCAAUGAAACCACGCCGCCGGUGCCUAGGUCAGCGCUGGUGUCCGAGAGGUUCGUCAGGAGUACGGCUCUGGUCUUGGACGCCGAGCAGGUCGAGGUAAGGGUAGCCGCAAUGAGGAUCCUGCUACGAUGCAUCGCGGAGGACGGCCACUGCCGGAGCAGCAUCGUCGACAAGCUGGCGCUGGGCCCCGUCCUCGACGCCUUCCACGUCGUCGGCGACGCAGACAAGUUCGACAUCGUUCGGUUCCUCUCCGAAAUUCUCAAGCUGAAAAAGCGAUCGGCAGCAGAGCGUGUUCUUCGGGCGAUCAAAGAGGGAGGAUCCUUCAGCAUGAUGCACACGCUCCUCGUGUAUCUUCAGUCCACCACGCCGGAGCAGAGCCCCGUCGUCGCAGGGCUUCUUCUUCAGCUUGAUCUUUUGGUGGAGCCGAGGAAGAUAAGCAUGUACCGCGAGGAGGCGAUGGACAGCCUCGCUGACUGCCUCAAGAACUCCGAUUUCCCGAGGAGCCAGCUCCUCGCCGCCGAGACAAUCAUGAACCUGCCCGGAAAGUUCUCCUCGUCGGGGCGGCCGCUCGCCCGGUCGACCCUGCUGAAGCUCGCCAGGGUGAAGGAGAGAUACCGGCCGCCGCAGUCGCAGGAGCUGAGCGUCGUCCGCGGAGCCGACGCCGGCGGCGAGGACGACGCGGCCGCCGAAGACAAGGCAGCGUGGGAGUGGGAGAGGAAGACGGCGUACGCGGUGGUGAGCCACGAGUUCGGGCUGGCGCUGGAGGCCCUGUCCGAGUGCCUCGAGAGCAAGAACGCGGAGCUGUUCGCGGCCAGCCUCGUGUGCGCCGUCUGGCUCGUCCACAUGCUCUCCCUCCUACCCGACACCGGCGUGCUCGGCGCGGCCCGGGUCUGCCUGCUCCGGCAGCUCGUGCUCGUCCUCAGGUCCGCCAAGCACGGCAGCGACAGGGCCCUCGCCAUGGUGGCGCUCAGGAGCUUCAUGAACGAUCGUGAGGGAAUGCAGGACAUCGCGACGUACAUCAAGGACGUGCUCAGGACCCUGAGAGAGCUGAAGAAAUCGUCCGGGCUAGCGUUCGAGAUGCUCAAGCUGCUCUCAGAUGGCCAGGAGUCUAGCAUCGACAUGUGGAACCACAAAGAGCUUAAUCAAGCCGAUUGCAGCUCGAACGGCGAGGUCACGUCGAUCGUCUACUUCAAGAACUACAUCUUCUCCGGCCACUCUGACGGAACUCUGAAGGUUUGGGAGGGAAGUGAGAACAUUCUUCGGCUCGUCCAAGAAUCUCAGGAGCACACCAAAGCAAUCACCAGCUUGUCCAUCCUGCCGUCGGAGGGGAAGCUCUACAGCGGAUCAAUGGACAGAACUAUACGGGUAUGGCAGUUCCGGGACGGCCUCCGGUGCGCGGAGGUGCACGACACGAGGGACCCUGUGCAGAACCUUGCGGUGGCCACCGCCAUGGCGUGCUUCGUGCCGCAGGGCGCCGGCGUCAAGGCGCUGAGCUGGAACGGCGGCAGCCCCAGGGUGGUGAACCCGGGCAAGUCCGUGCGCUCCAUGGCGCUUCUGCACGGCAAGCUCUUCUGCGGCUGCAACGACGGCAGCAUCCAGGAGGUCGACCUGGCCACCGGGACGCUGGCCGUCAUCCAGGCCGGGAACAAGAGGAUCCUCGGCAAGUCCAACCCCGUCUACUGCCUGCAGCUCCACGACGGCCUGCUUUACACCGGCGGCGCCUCUCUCGACGGCGCGUCCGUCAAGAUAUGGAACAGCACGAACUACAACCUCGUCGGGUCGAUACCGUCGCCGGCGGAGGUGCGGUCGCUGGUGGUGAGCGCCGACCUCGUGUACCUGGGAUCGAGGAACGGCGCGGUGGAGAUCUGGUCCAGGGAGAAGCUCAUCAAGAUCGGGGCACUCCAGGCCGGCGGCCCCGGCUGCCGGGUCCAAUGCAUGGCGGUCGACGCCGACGGGGACGUCCUCGUCGUCGGAACCUCCGACGGCAGAAUUCAGGCUUGGGGAUUGACAUGAGCAGCGGCAGAUUAUCGGGUGCAGACUGCAGAGGGGGAGAUGAAGGAAUAAUUAAUUGGUAUUCAUCUUUGUCCAGAAUGCAGAAUAAACAGGGGAUACAAAGAUGCCAAACUUGUAAAAAUGCAAUUUCAUUAUUAUAUAUUGUGGCAAGCUGUA
Molecule: messenger RNA, 4326 nt
Organism: Lolium rigidum
Lineage: Eukaryota; Viridiplantae; Streptophyta; Magnoliopsida; Poales; Poaceae
Product: putative E3 ubiquitin-protein ligase LIN
Exons: 12
Coding region: 1-4170 (1389 amino acids)
Biological process (GO): protein ubiquitination
Molecular function (GO): ubiquitin-protein transferase activity; protein binding
Source: RefSeq, a predicted model, not a curated record